Messenger RNA from Bacillus rossius redtenbacheri, 934 nucleotides. RefSeq lists its product as uncharacterized. The record is from RefSeq and is a predicted model, not a curated record. Lineage: Eukaryota; Metazoa; Arthropoda; Insecta; Phasmatodea; Bacillidae. The coding region runs from base 189 to 659 and encodes 156 amino acids. The transcript has 8 exons.
ACCGAGAAUUGCUGCAGCAAGAUGAUAGCCUGAGAAAGAGGGAUGACGCGGAUCAAGGACCUACUGGAGAGCACGAAGGACACGAAGGACACGAAGGAUACGAAGGACACGGACACCAGGAAGUGGUGCGCGGACCUUCAGGACACGGUGAUGGCAAAGAAAGGAUAAGGUGCAUCAUCGAAGAGAAAAUGGAAAACGCAACUCUCGUGAUGCAAGGCUCUCUCUCAGAAUGGAAUAUUUUAAACCGCAUAUAUGGCCUUCUAACGCCAAACGCGACCGCCUGGAGUCAGGAAAAAGUCCGUGAGAUUGUCAACAUCUGCAAAAUGAGAUCAGAACAAAAUUUGUACGGUGUAGCUACAAACUGCAGCUCGGGCGCUUCUGAUUGGGCAAAGUGUCUUCAUCUCCAGAUGAUUGUGGAAUGCCCGGACGAGUACUGGAACCACAGUGACCAGUGCAACAGCCUGAAGGAAUACCUUGUCACGUGUCCCAACGGCCCACCGCCGCCUCCACCGCAGGGAGUCUGUGUCUUGUAUUCCCCAACGCCGAACAUUCCCAUUUUGGGAUUAAUCCGGAAUGGACUGAAAAAAACCGUAAUGCAUCUCACGAGGAACAUGCCGCAAGAAGCCGGGGAUUAUAUUUCUGGGAGCGUUCACCGGUAAAUGCAGUAGGUCUGCCGCGCCCGAGAGGUGACUGCGGCGGACAUAGUCUACCUCCGAGCAGUCGGCGCGGCGUACAAGACUACCAUUGCAAGUCUCUCAUCACACAUUCAAUUGGAAAGAUUCAAGACCCAGCGGGAUCAACGCUUUGAGCCGUGACUGCAAUUAAUCCAACUGAGCAAACCUCCGCUAGCUUUUUAAAGAGCCAAUACUUAUUUUGGAACGUGUGAAUUGGUACUUAUGUGCUGUAAAACCUAUUAAAAUUGUUUGACAUUGCA